UAAAAAGUAUCAUAAAAAAUAUUUUAACAACAGUUGUUUGCCCAUUCAAUCUUUUAAUGCUGCAUGUAUUGUACAAUUGCUUUCCAGGACCUUGUCCGUUGUCCUGAAGCCAAACUUCCUCAGCCGCGCGAACACGCUGCUGUCCACGGUCCUGAACUCACACUUCAGUCACAGACCUCAGCAAAGAAGACAAUCACGGGCUGUCCAGCGCUAGUAGAUCUGUAAUAGCUUGGAUUUAUAUUUAUUGCGACACACGGAGGAGCACUAGUAAGGUUUUAAUAUUCUCAGAUAAGGGUUCAUUAGGAUUCCUUGACCACUGCCAAGCACGCAUCUGAAUCCACUCCACAUUACACCCAGUAAACAUAUGAUGUAAAGUCAGGGGGUGUUACUGAUAUGGCUUGUAAUGCCUCAUUAAACUAAUCUUGUAAAGCGCAGCUGAACUGCUGCAGAUAGUGCUGACGGCCCUUCACAUCAACAUUCCUCACGUUUCAGCGGGGACCAUCAAAGAGCUAAAUGGGGGUCGAGAAUGCCCACAGCACCAUCGGGGCCCUCCUGUCCAGGAGAUGCAACAGAGAAGCUCCUUUAAAUGUGCCACCGAAACACCACUGCUCUGCAUCACUGCUAGCAUGGUUGCCUAGCAACUAGACAGCAGAUGCCUGCAUCCCUCAUCUACUGAGUAAAAAUACAUUGAAAAAAAAAAAAAAAAAUCGCACCUCUUAUCUCUGUUUGUGCGAUACGCACAAUGAUUUUUAUAAUCGCAUUUGAUCGUUAAUCUUGAUAUAAUCGUUAAUCGUGUGCACCGAUUUCCAAAUCUUAUUAGUCCAUCAUUAUUCACUUUUCUUAGGCAUUUCUGAGUUUGUGUUUUUGAGGGUGUGUUGGGCUGAAGAAUGUGGAAAAGUGGGAGAAAUGCGUGAAAAUGCGCCGGGAUACUCUCGCAGCAUUUUAAUAGGUUGCAGCGCGCGAGCCGACAAGUACAGACAUCAUUCCUCCGCGAGACAAGCGCGUGGACAGACUGCCUUUCCUCUUUAGUUCGCUUUCGCUUUUAUUUUUUUCAACAAACACCGGCAUUUUAUUCAGCACAUCCAAGAGGGACCAUGUCUUUUACUGUUCUUUUGAAAUCCAAGCGUGUGCGUCGGAGAUUUCUGUUCCAGUCUUGAUUAUUUUUGUUCGGUUCCUGGAGGUGUUAUUGCAAUUGAAGUGUGUCAUCAUUUGCUCUGAACAAGAGCAGGAACAUGGUCGGGGAUUCAAUCGAGAGAUAAGGGGGCUUUUCCAGUAGGCUAGACAAAGCUUGGACAUUUGCAAGCGUUUUAUUGUGAUACAUACUGUUUUUUCACCCCUGCUUCUGCUUCAUAUAAGGUUGUACUAUGGACUGACUACAAGCUCUGACAUCUGCAUCAGAUAUUCUCUGCUGCAUUUCUUUAAAUGUGCAUCUUUUCUCCCCAGUGACUUUGAGAGGAAUAUCUCGACCAUCAGCAGCAGGGGAUGCAGAUUUCAUGUUUUUUUCCUCUUCGCCUCCAACCUUUAUAGCUGAGGGGGGAAAUAAAUAAAAAUAUCACUUACUGUGGAGCACCCCCCUCUUUGAAGGAGCAUCUCUGGAGCCAUGGCUUGCCCACAGCUUUGGACCUGGAAAUUGCGACGACAGGUGUAGAAGAAGAUUGAUUCUCUUCCAUUUUUUAUUUAGGUUUUUUAUUUUUUUUUUAUUUUCAUCAUCAUAUCUUUAUUUUUUUCUCCAUGGUUUGCCUGAAGAAGACUUUCCAGCACUUUCCCAGAAGUCCAGUCGAAGCUGAGAGAGAUGUCUGAUCUUCUGGUUUUGAUCGAGGGGGUCUCUGACCUGCACGGAUUUCCAUAGCUGAAGAAAAAAAAAAAAGAAAAAAGAAAAAACAGCUGGGACCCAUUAAAGAUUUCUUUUCUUUUAUUUCUUUUUUUAUUUCUUUCUUUUCUUUUUUAUUUUCUUUUGCGGGGCCAUCACAAAUGUGUGCAUUGGUGCUUUGAUCUCAGUUUAUUCAUUUUGGCCUUUUUUUUCCCCCUCCCAUCCCCUUUCUGUUGGAUUCUUUUUGGGAUUUGUUUUGUUUUUGUUUUGUUUUGUUUGUUUUUUACAUCAGUUUGGAGCACAGGCGGUUGGAUUACUGAAACUGAAUAUACGGAUUUGUGGAAAUGUUGGGUCCUCAAGAAGACAAAAUAUGUGGAAUUGUUUCUGCUCUGGCGGCUUUGUCCUUUGUCUGCUUUGCACAAAGCACCUCCACCGGAAGUACCGGAAUAUCUGUGGCCAAGACGACAGUGGACAAAUUGCUGAAGGGGUAUGACAUCCGUCUCCGGCCAGACUUCGGAGGUCCUCCGGUCAUCGUGGGAAUGAGUAUAAAUAUUGCCAGUAUUGACUCCAUUUCAGAAGUCAACAUGGACUACACCAUCACCAUGUAUUUCCAACAGAGUUGGAGGGACAAACGGUUGGCCUACGCUGAGAUGGCUUUGAAUCUCACUUUGGACAACCGUGUGGCUGAUCAGUUAUGGCUCCCAGAUACCUACUUCCUGAAUGACAAGAAGUCUUUCCUGCAUGGUGUGACGGUGAAGAACCGAAUGAUUCGGCUCCACCCAGAUGGCACGGUUCUUUAUGGACUGAGAAUAACCACUACAGCAGCCUGCAUGAUGGACCUGAGACGGUACCCCCUCGAUGAACAGAACUGCACCCUGGAGAUUGAGAGCUAUGGGUACACCACAGAUGACAUUGUGUUCUUCUGGCAAGGAGGGGACAAUGCUGUAACAGGUGUGGACAAACUGGAAUUGCCUCAGUUCUCCAUCGUGGAGCUACGUCUUGUGUCCAGGGAAGUGAGGUUUACCACAGGUUCAUACCCUCGGCUGUCGUUGAGUUUCCGCAUCAAAAGAAACAUAGGCUAUUUUAUCCUGCAGACUUACAUGCCCUCCAUCCUGAUCACAAUCUUGUCCUGGGUCUCCUUCUGGAUUAACUAUGAUGCCUCUGCUGCUCGUGUGGCCCUGGGUGUAACUACGGUGCUCACUAUGACAACCAUCAACACCCACCUGAGGGAGACCCUCCCAAAGAUCCCCUAUGUGAAAGCCAUCGAUGUCUACCUCAUGGGCUGCUUCGUCUUUGUUUUCCUGGCCCUGCUCGAAUAUGCCUUUGUAAACUAUGUGUUCUUUGGACGAGGACCCCAGCAGCAGAAAAAGAUCAACGAGAAGCUGAACAAAGCCAACAACGAGCGUCCCCGCUAUGAGGAGAAGCGUCUGAGGGAACAGGACUCCAUUUCAGCGCCGUUUCAAAGCAACACCCUCAGGUCAUAUACACAGCGAAGAAAUCUGUAUCUCGAGGAACAAAGAAAAGUUGGGGUGGAUGCAUACGGAAACAUUCUUCUCACCACUCUGGAGAUGAACAACGAGGUGAUGCCAUCCGACGUAGGCAGCAGCGUCAGUGACUCAAGGAACUCCGUCAUGUCCUUUGACAGCUCCGGAGUGCAGUUCCGCAAGCCCAUGGCUUCGCGGGACGGGUUCAGCCACCACUCGUUGGACCGCAGCGCCAUGCGCAGUCGUGCCAACUGCCGGCUAAGGAGGCGCUCGUCCAAGCUGAAGCUCAAAAUCCCCAACUUGACGGAUGUUAGCACCAUUGACAAGUGGUCCCGGGUCAUUUUUCCUAUCACUUUUGGAUUCUUCAACCUUAUCUAUUGGUUGUAUUAUGUGAAUUGAUAUGCGUUCCCCUAGGAAACAUGGGCCAUAUUUUGAGAGCACAUUGAAUUGGCUUUGAUACAAUUGGAAAAUAUGUGUACACAUAUAAAGUUGAUACAUAUGUAUAUGCAUAUUUCUAUAUAUUAUAUUUCUAUAUACACACGCGUGUGUAAAAUCUAAAGGACUUUUCUGGUGUAAAAAAACGUAUUAUAUAGAAUGACUUGAAUGUUUAAGAAUAAUACAAGAGAAACAUUUCAAGUAUUUGAAUUUCUUUUCCUUCUGAAACAAACGAACAAACAAAUAACAAACGCCAGUCCCUUGUUCGAGGGUACGGAACUAAAGACUGCAUGAUAUUUUCGCUAAAAGAAAAGAUCGCAAGAGAAAAAGGACACAUCUGAACGUCUCAUCGGCUUUUUAUUGAUACUGUAAUCGGCCUCUCGUAAACCGCAGCUCAUGAAAUCAGAAGUGGCUUGUGCAUUUCGGGGAGAGUCAACCGAGCAGGACCCCCAGACCCGAUCCACUGCUUUCCCCCGUCCUCACGGAAUUGUCCGUUUCUACACUGUACAGCAACCUCUUUUGCAAUUGUGUGUCAUUCCUUGAUUUUGCAAGUGACGAGCAUUCUCUUUAUCGGACCUCAGCUCUGGUCAAUGGUUUACACUGGACGGCCAUCUUGAGUUUCAACCAGUGCAUCCGGCCCAGUGUCAGUACAUUUCAUUCCCUCUCGACCAUUUUUCACAGAUUCUCUUUUCUUUGCAUUUUUGGGCUAUCAUCAUAUUUUCGGAGGGCGGCACCUAAACAUGCUCUAGAGGUAGUUCAUUAAUAGAUAAUAAGCCACUGGUAUGCUUCAUUCAUCAAGAAUUUAAGAAAAUGAAGAAAAAAAAAGAAGAGAGAGAGUACAUUCAUACAUUCAGUAGCCUUAUUGCCAUGGUCAGGUAGUAUUGCUGUUCUUUCUUUACUCUUGUUCCUAGUGCAUUUCAUCUGUUCUAUUGAUACAGUAUUCAUGAACAUCUUGUAGAGCUUUGUGUUGUUCGGAAUGGAGGGAAACCCUUAGUGAGCUGUAAUGUUUCUUUAGAACUUGGAUUUGAAGUUAGUCCAUCAACUAUGUGAAAAAUGUACAAAAUAAGGAAAGAAAAGAAAAGAUUCUUGUGUAUUCAACAGGGGAUGUGACCAUGUUUUUAUCUGUUUCAUGUUUAAGUCAACCACUCUGACCAUAGUGUGACCUGAUAUUGUAUAUAUUCAGUCAUUGUAGUGAUCCAUCCCAAGAAUGAUAUACGCUGAUGUUUUUAGUUUCUCUAAAAUGUGCCUGUCUGAAACCUGAAGGAUGUGUCCUCAGUUCAUCAAUCAGUGAAAGAGGGCCAGAUGACCCUUGAUCUUUGACCUUUCACUUUAAGCACUGCAGACCCACCCACAGCUCUGACGUUUUGCAUCUUGGGAUUGAAUCUCAAAGAUGAAUGACAUCAGCAUAAUCAGGAAAAAAAAAAAAAAAGGAAAAAAAGAAAAAAAAAAAAGCUUCUGAGUCUUUUCGGGGCAAAAUGACAUGUACGAUAAAAGCCAUGAACUGAAGUGACAACCAAAAAGGCCUAUAAUCCAUUUCUCUUUUUUACCAUUUACCUCUCGCCACCAGUUCUUUUGGGCUUCGCCUCAUUUUGAUUUACCUCAACUUCAUUGACACUUAGGUCGCCAGAUCUCCAUGUGACCACGAACUCAAAUCCAUAUCAGUCCAUCCACCAUCCAUAUUCAUUCAAAUCUAAUUUCUGGUAGUCUCUAGAUGUCUCAAUGCUCAGAGUAGAUCGAUGAGUAGAAGCAUCCCAACAAAAGCUUCUCGAAGCAAUGUUGGAUCAGUUCUCGAAGAUGUGGAUGAGAACUGAAUUGCUGAAUAACUGGGCAAGGGGACAUUUAAAAGUGAGGAGGGUCCGGUGGUGCCUUGGGAACACGAGAGCCCUAGACUUGCUUGAGUUCCUUGAGGAGGAUAUUCUGAGCAGGCCUCAGACCUCAGAGCUCAACAGAGUCCCUUGGCUCUCGAGCCCCACACCAGACCUCACAAGAGUCUUAUAGGUGUGAACCAACCACCAAAUCACCAACAGAUCACCGAAUUCCAUUGAGAAACAAUGGAAUAAGGGGAAACUAGAAGGCUGUACCUCAGGGUACUUGCGAGGUCCUGUGUUACAUAGAAGCAUAUUUGAGGGAUUUCCACUUAUUGUGUUAUUAUUAUUUGUUAUUGUGAGCACGACCAUAACACCUGUGCAAGGGAGCCAGUACUCUCAAGUGCAAAGUGAGACAUGCACAGUUGCAUGCACAGUGUAGCAAUUAAGUUAAGCGCAAAUCUGCACUAAAAGAGGAUGGAGGUCAGAGUGCUUUUCACGAGUAACCCUAGUUACUAUGAGUGUAAUGGGGGUGCCUUGGCCAAUUACAACUCCCAGUUGGCAUUCAAGAUGCUGCAAUGCUUUGCCAAUGAGGGUUCAAAGGCAGAGUAGUUAGUUACUGAUUUGGUAUCAUUAGUAUACACAUUUAAUCUAUACUGUUUAGAUAUGAAUUUACAAUGUAGACCAGACCUUUUAAGCUACAGUAUCAAUCCAACGCUACUAGUGCAGUGAUUAGCGAUAAGUUGAAAAUGCCAACUCAACCAUUAGCCAACAUUUCACUUACUGUAUUCAAGGGAACCAGAUCAGUUAGAAGGAAGAAUGUUUUUGUUUUCUGAGACUGGAAAAUAGAGUUUGUGUUGCCUUUGACACAUCGGAAAAGGUGGGAUAUACAUUGUUUCACUAUUAACUGGUAGGACUGCACAAUUAAAAUGAUGUUGAUAUAUUUUUGUAUUAGAUAUUACUGCUCUAAGUUAUCAAUCGGUGUUAAUGUGCGCUCUAAUUUUUAUCUUUUGAGCGACUAAUGAUAGAGCAAAAAAAUGCAUACAGUAUAUCAUAAUCAUAACCAGUGGUUAGGUAUUUUAUUCAUGAGAAUAAUUAGAAAUACUUAGAAGUAGUUGGUACAAUGCACAUAAGUUAGCGCCCAUUUACUACAUAGCGUUCUAGUAGACUUGCUGGCACUAUGCAGUCUUUCUCACUAAUGAUCAGUUUAUUGUUCCACAGGGUAACCUGAAUCACUAUUGGUCCAUGCGUCCUGACCAAUCACGAUAGGCAAGGAUUGAGUUUUUCGAUAGAGAGGGGAUUAGCAACAUGCUAAUGCAGCCAUACUGUGCCACUGAGACAUGCUGGAUGUUGAAUUUGUUCAAGUGGAUAUUGUGUUGAUCAUCAACAUGUUCUUGUAGCACCAGCACUCUGUUAAUUCACAGUGAGCUUACAACUAGAACAGCUUUUUGGAAAGAUUCUGGUUUGUGGGCAUUUGUCCCUGCAGGAUUUGCCUUAACAAGAUCACUAAGCAUUUUCAUGAAAUAUUUCUGAGCAAUACAAUGCAAAUACAACAAAGUUCAUGUGAGAGUGAUUCUCUUUUAACUCAAUUCAAGCCUUAAACAUGGUUACAGAGCAUUAUAAUUUGAUCAUUGGACAUUCGGGGUACAAUUCACUUAUCAGUUCUAGAUCCUUAAAGGAAAAUAUAGUGACAAAGUAGUUCCCUCAAAUGUCUCACCCAGGUACUUUGACUAUGUUUCCACUGCUUAACCUCAGAACCAUGAAGUGUAGAAGCAAAUAUUUAUCCAGGUUUAGCAUUACGUUGUCUUUCCAUUUGUCAAACCUCAGAGCAAAAAAGUAAAGAAUUUUAUUAUCCUCGUAAUUUACCCUUCGCAGGGAGUUUGACUGACAGGUGAUCUAACCAAUCAUUACGCAGAAUCCGCCGUUUCGUUCGACGAAGCAGUCAGGGAAGUUGGUAGAGGAGUCGGUGGACUUGAACUUAAAAAAAAAUGGCGUGUACUGACAUUUUUCUGCCGUUGAAAUAACAUUCCUUCUGAUGUUCAUUCAUGUUUAUUUGAUGCUAUAACUUAACUAGUAGGAAGAGAUGAUCAAUUUACGAGGUGCUUGAACUGAGGCGCUACAGUGAUCUGUCACGACACAUUAAAGAGACACCAAACAGUAUUUAUUGUUUAAAUGUCUCUUAAAAUGUACAAAAUUUGAGAUUUUGUUUCAUACCAAAGUAACCUGCUCUCCCGUCUGUCGAUGCGUUGUCAGUGUCCUCUUUGCUCCGCAAUGUAUUUUUCACCCUUUUUUUCACUUUUUCACUCACGGCAUGGCUUGUUGGACGCAGCAACAGUAACUAAGGGGGCGGGUCUUUGCGAAUGGUCAAUUGCAUCUUUAUAUCUCACUUUUAUAAUUGCGCCUAGAUAUAUAUCUUUUUAUUCUGUUAAUUGCACAUUUAUAUCUAAUGUUAUUCAUAAUUUAGCAUAAUUGUAACAUUUAUCUUACAAUUUCAACUUUAUUUUCUGUAAUUGUGCAUAUAGUUCUCGUAAUUGCAACUAUAUCUCAAAAUUAUCAUAUUAUUUCUCGUAGCCUAACUGCAAUCUCACAUCGCUGUAAAAAAUUCUUUUCAAGAUUUGUUAUCUAACAUUUUUUCUUUUGUUAAAUAAACUUAGAUAAUGUGGUUCAGAUAACAUAAUUUUUUGAGUUUCUGUUGAUUAAACCAGUCGCCUUCAUUGUAUUAACUCAAAUUUUUAAUUUCA
Messenger RNA from Megalobrama amblycephala (Wuchang bream), 8275 nucleotides. It is a transcript of the gene gabrb4, whose product is annotated as gamma-aminobutyric acid type A receptor subunit beta4. The transcript has 10 exons. Gene Ontology annotation, molecular function: GABA-A receptor activity; neurotransmitter receptor activity; extracellular ligand-gated monoatomic ion channel activity. Gene Ontology annotation, biological process: monoatomic ion transmembrane transport; nervous system process; chemical synaptic transmission. The record is from RefSeq and is a predicted model, not a curated record. Lineage: Eukaryota; Metazoa; Chordata; Actinopteri; Cypriniformes; Xenocyprididae. Gene Ontology annotation, cellular component: neuron projection; membrane; GABA-A receptor complex. Bases 2155 to 3693 code for a protein of 512 amino acids.